ACCUGUUUCCUUUCUUCUUCUUCCGCUUUCUCACCUUCUCCAAAGCUUUUUUUUUUUCUCCUCAUUUUCCUCGUCCUUUUAAUUUCUCUCUCUGCGUGCCUUUUUAUCUCGUCUCUCUCAUCUUCAUUGCAGUAUUGCUCUUAAACCCUUUUUUUAUGGGGUACCCUCUACCAAAACCACACCUCGAUAAUCUGGUUUCCUAUCAUAUGAUCAACCCUUGUUUCAACUGGACCUUCCUCCCAAGAACAUCAAAAGGUUUUUGACUCAAAGCCUUCUCUAUAUGUGCAGAGGGAAGACGGGAAGGGAUGAAACGGGAUUCGGCGAGAUCCUAGCUAGCGAGCGUUAUAAUCUUGGUGUUUCAAGGAUUGUUGAGUCUGCGUCAACUCUUUGUGCUAUUCCUUUUCCAAUUCUAGUCUUUUAGCACGUCAGAUUGUAAAAGCCUAAGACUUUAUCGUGUUUUGCUACUUGCAAUCAUCUUAUUAGCUUGCUCAGACUCCUUCAGAUAAUCUAUUAAAAGUAAAACGAACUCCAAAAGACCAGAACUUAUCCUCCUGUUUGACCUUAGAAUACAGAAAGAGGGAGAUGGAUGCUGUUUAGGGCUUGUGGGCGGGUGAGUUAUGCUAUUCAGGAUGAAGUUCAUGGGGAAAAAUAAGUUGCUGGAUGCGAGUCACCUUCAUGGCUAAGCAAUUAGCUUGAAAAACCAUAUCUACAUCAAGAAAAUUUUAUCAAUAUGUUUCAACCAAACAUGUUUGAGAGUCGCCAUAUGUUCGAUAUGACCGUCAAGAGCCCUGAAAAUGAUUUGGAAAAGCUGAAAGAUGAUGAUUUUGAGACCAAAUCAGGCACCGAGGUCACUGAAGCGCCCUCCGGAGAUGAUCAAGAUCCUAACCAACGCCCUAAAAAGAAACGUUACCAUCGCCAUACACAGCACCAAAUCCAGGAAAUGGAAGCUUUCUUCAAGGAGUGUCCUCACCCUGAUGACAAGCAAAGGAAGGAACUGAGCCGUGAGUUAGGAUUAGAGCCUUUGCAAGUCAAAUUUUGGUUCCAGAACAAGCGCACCCAAAUGAAGGCUCAACAUGAACGAACAGAGAAUGCGAUUCUGAAAGCUGAGAAUGAAAAGCUCCGCUCAGAGAACAAUAGAUAUAAGGAAGCCCUAAGUAAUGCCUCCUGCCCCAACUGCGGCGGCCCGGCAGCCCUUGGUGAGAUGUCUUUUGAUGAGCAGCAUUUGAGGAUCGAGAAUGUUCGUUUAAGAGAAGAGAUUGAUAGGUUAUCUGGAAUUGCUGCCAAAUAUAUGGGCAAGCCCCUAUCUUCUUUGUCCCAUCUUUCUCCUCAUUUACGUUCCCGAUCACUUGAUCUUGGGGUUAGCAAUUUGGGUGCACAGUCUGGGUAUGUGGGAGAGAUGUAUGGAGCUAUUGAUAUUUUGAGGUCAAUCACUGGACCUACUGAAGCAGAAAAGCCAAUGAUAGUUGAGCUUGCUGUUGCAGCAAUGGAGGAACUAAUGAGAAUGGCUCAGGCUGGAGAACCCUUGUGGGUUCCUGGUGAGAAUUCCACUGAGGUGCUUAAUGAGGAGGAAUAUUUGAGAGCUUUCCCUAGGGGUAUUGGCCCAAGGCCUUUGGGAUUGAGAUCAGAAGCCUCGAGGGAAUCUGCUGUUGUUAUCAUGAAUCAUAUUAACCUUGUUGAGAUUCUAAUGGAUGUGAAUCAAUGGUCUACUGUGUUUUGUGGAAUCGUAUCAAGAGCAAUGACACUAGAGAUCCUAUCAACAGGAGUAGCUGGGAACUAUAAUGGAGCCUUGCAAGUGAUGACAGCUGAGUUCCAAGUCCCUUCACCACUGGUUCCAACCCGAGAAAAUUACUUUGUGAGGUACUGUAAGCAGCAUGUUGAUGGAACUUGGGCAGUGGUUGAUGUUUCCUUGGACAAUUUACGCGGUAGUCCAAUAUCAAGGAGUAGAAGAAGGCCGUCAGGUUGUGUAAUUCAAGAACUACCCAACGGAUACUCAAAGGUGAUAUGGGUCGAGCACAUCGAAGUGGAUGAUAGAUCUGUCCACAGUAUAUACAGUCAACUGGUUACUUCUGGCCUAGCUUUUGGAGCAAAACGUUGGGUUGGUAUCUUAGAUCGACAAUGUGAACGUCUUGCAAGUUCAAUGGCUAUCAACAUUCCAGCAGGAGAUCUCUGUGUGAUAACCAGCCCAGAAGGGAGGAAGAGUAUGUUGAAACUGGCUGAAAGAAUGGUGAUGAGCUUUUGCUCUGGUGUGGGUGCUUCUACAGCACACGCUUGGACUACAUUGUCUCCAACUGGAUCUGAUGAUGUAAGGGUCAUGACCAGAAAGAGUAUGGAUGAUCCAGGCAGGCCUCCUGGUAUUGUUCUCAGUGCUGCAACAUCAUUCUGGAUUCCAGUUCCUCCCAAGAGAGUAUUUGCCUUCCUAAGUGAUGAGAACCAUCGAAGUGAGUGGGAUAUCCUUUCGAAUGGUGGUCAAAUUCAAGAAAUGGCUCAUAUUGCUAAUGGACGAGAUCCAGGAAACUGCGUUUCUUUACUCAGAGUGAAUAGUGCGAAUUCAAACCAAAGUAACAUGCUGAUACUGCAAGAGAGCUGCACUGAUUCGACGGGGUCAUAUGUUAUCUAUGCACCAGUAGACAUUGCUGCCAUGAACAUAGUGCUAAGCGGUGGGGACCCAGAUUACGUUGCUCUCCUUCCAUCAGGUUUUGCUAUACUUCCUGAUGGACCUGGAUUUAAUCCUGGAGGAAUUCAUGAUGUUCGGUCUGGCGGUGCUCUACUCACCGUUGCAUUUCAGAUCUUAGUUGAUUCAGUUCCAACUGCGAAACUCUCUCUUGGAUCAGUGGCAACAGUAAACAAUCUAAUUAAGUGCACAGUUGAAAGGAUCAAGACUGCAGUGACAAGCGAGAAUGAUGCAUGAUUGAAAAAAAGUCUUAUUCUAGGGAAAAUAAUGCAAGCUUACAUGAUCCUUACAUGAUCUUGUAACCUUACAGAAGUCAAGUCAAGAACGCACCUUACAUGAUCCUUGCCUCGUGGUGUUAAUUUGUUAAGGCAGAGGAGUGAAAGGCCAGGCAUUUCAUCACCAACACGCAAGGGUUAAGGUUCGGGCAUUGACUUUGGCUAGCAUUAACAAAGACAAAACUGAACCCAGACCUAGCAGUAUAUGUAUCGACUGUCUCCUUCUGAUCACCUUCUGCUUUGUUUCAGGACUAGGAUUGUUAGUGUUAAUGUGCUGCAAAAGUGACCUUUUGUAGCUUGUAAUUGUCUAACCUCUCUUUCUUUGUCUUGUGUAACUGUUUCUAAAGGAGGCAUUAGUAAACCUAUAAUUAACAAA
Molecule: messenger RNA, 3322 nt
Organism: Hevea brasiliensis (rubber tree)
Lineage: Eukaryota; Viridiplantae; Streptophyta; Magnoliopsida; Malpighiales; Euphorbiaceae
Product: homeobox-leucine zipper protein PROTODERMAL FACTOR 2
Exons: 12
Coding region: 731-2908 (725 amino acids)
Biological process (GO): regulation of DNA-templated transcription
Molecular function (GO): lipid binding; DNA binding; DNA-binding transcription factor activity, RNA polymerase II-specific
Source: RefSeq, a predicted model, not a curated record